Molecule: messenger RNA, 5492 nt
Organism: Puntigrus tetrazona (Sumatra barb)
Lineage: Eukaryota; Metazoa; Chordata; Actinopteri; Cypriniformes; Cyprinidae
Gene: bnip3la
Product: BCL2 interacting protein 3 like a
Exons: 6
Coding region: 100-801 (233 amino acids)
Biological process (GO): defense response to virus; positive regulation of apoptotic process; mitochondrial outer membrane permeabilization
Cellular component (GO): mitochondrial outer membrane; nucleus; mitochondrial envelope
Source: RefSeq, a predicted model, not a curated record
CCAUGAACGUUAUGAAUGUGAUGACGUCGCCGCAGAUGCAGGUGCUCGUGCACGCCGAGGGGGCGGGAGCGCGCCGUGUUGACGGACUGGAGAGGCAACAUGUCCACCGCAGCCGCCGCGCAGCUGAACAACAAUGAAGAACCGGGACUCAACGGGUCCUGGGUGGAGCUGGAGAUGAACGGAAACACUCAGCAACAGAACCCCAGCUCGCCCUCUCUGCAAGGGAACGGGAACCAAGGCGAGUCCCAUGCUUCACAGGCCCUGGAGGCCGUGCAGGAGGAAGACGAGGUCCUGACAGGAGGACUGGAACACGUGCCUUCCUCCUCCUCUAUCCAUAACGGAGACAUGGAGAAAAUCUUACUGGACGCUCAGCACGAGUCCAGCCCCAGCAGCUCGUCCUGCAACAGCCCACCGCGACCACACAGUCCUGACCAGGAUGAGGGGCAGAUCACGUUCGACGUGGAGAUGCCCAGCGAGAGAGACUGUCAGUCGGAAGAUGAAAGUCUGGAGAAGGACAAAGAAGAUGAUAUCCUCAUGAAUAAAGGGGAGAGUUGGGUGGCAGACUGGUCCAGUCGACCAGAGAACAUUCCCCCGAAAGAAUUCCACUUCCGCCACCCGAAGCGCUCUGGAUCGGUGUCUCUGAGUAUGAGGAAGACAGGUGCUAUGAAGAAAGGUGGUGUGUUCUCCGCCGAGUUCCUCAAAGUUUUCGUGCCCUCGCUGCUGCUCACCCACAUCUUGGCUCUAGGACUGGGGGUCUACAUUGGGAAGAGAUUGACUACACCCUCCACCAGCUCAUUUUAAACCUGAACAGAGAUCCCAGUGCCUGGAUGGCGGCACAGCAGUGUCCAAUCGUGUGAUGAUUCCUCUUUUUCUCUCUCUCUCCGACUUUCUCUUCAUCGUUUCUUUAACCCACGGUCCUGGUUUUCCAUCACACCCUCUGCUGGGAGACCUUCUGCUUGUUGACCUUUGGCUGUGUCGCAUUUUCUUGCCCUCGAAACGCUGUGGCUUACUGACAUGUUUUAGAUGUUUUUAUUUGGACAUGUAGCGAGUUAUUCACUGAUGUUUAUUUGUCAUGACACGCUACUACACAAGUUAGAGCCCCACUACAAGCGCGGCCAUAAUAUGCUUUUAUUUCUGCAUGACGCACUUCAUAUGUAUCUAAUAUAAAGUCUGGAAGUGGCCCCCUGUGAUAUAGUAUAUUGACUCUUCAAAGGAAAUUUAAGAGGGUUGCUAUAGGAGGGUUGUGAUAUUUUAUUCUAGACAGAUAAUUUUGCUCAUUACGUUGCGCGAUUUAAUUUAUUCCCUUCUUCCCCUCUUCUGUCACGGCAUCGAAAAUGCAUGUUAGUCAUUUGCUUUCGUAGGAGUACGUUGACUGUUUGAAGACCAAGUCGUUCUUUGUAUAUGCCAGUGCACUCGCUGCAUAGCUUUGGACUGUUACGAAAAUUAUUUAGAGACUUAGAAUGUAAAUCUUAGAGGUUCCUCUCGGUUCCGUUUUAGGCCCUUUUCUGUUUGCUUUUCACUUCUUUAAAGAUCCGAUACGACAGGCUAGGACCGACGCGUCGCUUUAUAGCAGCUUUGUAGUUUAAAAAUAUUAGUAAAACACAAACUUACAUGAACAAUACAGGUUUUUCUAACCGAAAGACCUUAAGCUAAAGAGAUCAGCAUGGACGUACAUCUGUUUAAGAGCCAAACUGGUCGGGUUAGUUGUUUUUUUUUGCGUUAUUAAGGAAGCUACGCACACACACACACACACACACACACACACACACACACACACUCUGGUUUGCCUUGAUGCAUAUCCUGCAGCAGUUUCUGACUGUGUAUCUUAGUGCCAAAGGGUUUCCACCGCCAACCCAACAUGCGUCGUUUGCACCUCUCAUAGACUCGGUCUGGUUUGAGUGAGUUAUUGAUCCCGUCAGUCACUCCAUUUUGACAACAUCUUACAAAGGCCUUUGGUUUUACUGUGAACUUCCUGUGCAUAUUAGGCUCAGCGUCGCUGUAGUUGUGUAUCAUACGCUGUUGAACACAGAUCCACACUCCAUGUACAUAUUUAUAUGCAAUAUGGUGUAGUUUUACAGAUAAAACUACUCAUUUAGGAGACUUGAACAGGUUUACACUCGCUGAUUUGCCGAAAUUUGUCACAAGCAUGUCCGGGUCGUGUUUCAACCCAUGUUAUUUUAAUUUAUAAAGAAUUUUCCCCAUUUUCUCAUUAGUAUAAUUUUAAAAAAGUAUUUACGUUUGGUUAUGUUUGUUGCACUGCCCUUCAAUUUUAUAUAUAUAUAUAUAUAUAUAUAUAUAUAUAUAUAUAUAUAUAUAUAAUUUUUUUACUAUUAUAGUUUUUUUUUUUUUUUUUUUUAUACUUUUUAUUUAUGGGUAAAAGAUAACCAGGACAUUUUCUUGACAAGUUUUAUAAUUCACCCUCACAGUAUCAAGCAACGCUUCUACUAAGCUAAGUUUUUCAUGCAAUAGAGUUUUGCCAUCCAAACAAACACGUCAUCCUCUGCAUUAAGGCCAUCUGUGUCAUUGUGCCACUUCUUUACUCUGUUUUCAUGCUUUUUUUUUCUUCCCAGAGGGGGAGUGGAAAUACAAGAGGCCAAUUUAGCGUCACUUCAACCGUGCCUCGAUAUUUUUUGUUUGCACCUUUUCUGAGCCCCAUUGCAUGCGCGCGUUCAGAUAUUUCACGACGUGACGGAGGUGAAGUUUUCCCCUGCGUGGGGUGGAAUGAGAACUGUGAAUGGAAUAGCCGUAGCUCGUGUCAGAUAUGCUAAACUGUUUUACGCACAUUACGAUGUUUUCUUUUUCUGUUAUAUCUCUCUUUUGUUGUUUUGCUUCAAGUCAUGAGUGUGGAUACUGGAGGGCGGGGCCCUCGUGAUUGACAGCUCCACCGCGCGUUUCGUUUGAAUUACCACAGCGACUGGUGUGACGAAGCAACGAACAUGUAGUUUCUUGUGUUUCGCCGGUAUUGGAGGAAACGUGAACUGAUAUUAAAAUAUAACCUGACAUUCAUCUUUUCUUUUGUUGUCAUUCCAUCGUUGAACGCUCCUCGUGUGUUUUGUUUUUGCCGUGUGACGAGUUAGGAAGCUACGUAAAGCCCGUUCUUUUCGUUUUGCCUCCCUAUUUUGUUCAUCACAUAAAUGUUCUUGCAUUCAUGUGCAUGCAGGACUGAACAAAUGUAGAUUAAAACUACGGUACAGUCAAUUUGGUGCUUGUUUUUUUACAUAAAUAUUUAAAUUUAAACUAAUUUCAGUACAUUUGCAUGUUUAAUUUGCUGCACAUAAAAUGUAGAUAAUCAAAACAUCUCAUCUUUUUAGUAAGCAUUUUAUUUUGAUUUGACAUUAAUUUUAUUUUUAUGAGAGAGCUUCAGCUGUCUAACAAACAUUAGACAACUGAACGACAAAUUAUAGGAAAAUGACGAUUACGGCCUAUUUCAAACACGCCCCUUUUUCCUAAAAUGGUGACUUUUUCUGUGUGUUGUCCCAGGUUUGUAUUUUAUAGUUCAAACAGUAGUGCAUGGCGCUAAUAAAGUAAACUUUGACUUUGAACUUCAACACCAAAAUGUGUUUCUCAAAUGCAAUAUUUCCACCAAACCCAAUUUUGGAUCUCUCUCAGCGGUUUGAUCAAUUUGGUGACCGUGAUAAAAAAAAAACCUCAAGUUUCGUCCUAUUCCUUUCCACCAAUUUAAUAGAUUUUGUCAACAUUUUGAUGACCGUUGCCCUUGCUAUAUGUGUCCAAUCUAUGCCAAAAUUGGCUCAUACCUUAUACAGAUCAACCAAAUGAAUGUUAAGUGUUCAGUACAGUUCUCCAAAAAUAUGUUAAGUUGUUGGCGAAGCCACCAAAAUGGCACAUGAAAUCAAAAAACUUUGUAUAUUGACACAAAACUUUGCACUGACUAUCUACGUUUUUUUCUAACGCCGAGCGGAUGCGGCCAUUUGCAAUCUGUAUUAUUGAAGUCUGUUAUUUUUCUGCAUGAGCCCAGUCCGUUAUCCUUUAUUAUAUUGGCAGUUAUCAUGCAGAUGAAGAAUCAGAAGUCUCGCGCGUUCAAAAAAAAAAGCAUAUAUAUGAAUAUAAUUUCCACAAUGCCCUAAUAUUUAAACGUAAAUACAAAUACUUCCUGUAUCCAACACUAGGGGUGCUGUGACCAAAAAAAGAACGGCUGUGUUUAUUUAUCCCUUUCUUUCCCUAUGAUCUAUCAUGUAUCUAUGCCAAAACCGCUUUAGGAUUUCCAUUACUGUUAAGUUCACAUUAAUCCAUAGGUGAAGGUAAGAUAGUGCCCCUGUCGUGCAAGUUCUCGAUGUAAAGGCGCACGAGCGUGUGUUCGAUGGAAUAGCUCGUGGUUUGCGUGAACUACGGAUGCAUGUGAUCGUCGAGCACCGUGAAUGUGAGGUUUUGUGCUUUUUGUUGGGUAAAAAAGCCUCCAGACAGGCAAGCAUGCGACCUGCGCUCUCUGACGGUGGUCUCUCCUGUCCUAAUGCAUGCUGCAGGUUACAGAAAACCGCAUGGUACAGGAUACGCUUUUAUUCUGUUAUGUGCAAACUUCGAAUAUGGAAAGCUAACAAAUGCUUCAGUAACGGAUAAAAGCAAAUUGUUGUUUUGUUUAAAGGGAAAGUGCACCCGAAACGUCAGACACUCACCCUCGUGACCUUUGUUUCUUCACGAAGCUGAUUGCUAUUAUAAUAAAAUGAUAAUAUAUAACAAUUAAAAAAAAACAUUCAAAUUGGGUUGUAGCUCGAAUUUGAGUGCUCCUCACAUAAAGGACUACAUGACUUUAGAAGACCUAGAAUAUAGUGUAGUUGUAUGCACUACUCUCGUCCUUGUAAACCUUACAUGCAACGUAUAAAAAGCAUGAACAUCUUUUGUGAAGAAGAAACCAAAUCUAAUGGCUUUCGACUUUUUUUGGAUGCACUUUCCCUUUAAGAGCUCACUCAAACUGAGGGAGUGUUUGAAGAUGAUUUGUGAUGUUCAUCUUUCGUUUCACGGUGGAACCAACAGGUACUUCAAGCUGUUAUAUUUAUGAUCCAUCGUUGUCUUGUUUUCAUGAUUCUUUUAUGCCAAUGCCAAAAGAAAAACCUCCUCUCCCAUGUUUCCUUCACUUGCCUUAAUUACCGCAUUAACUUUUAUUUGGUUGGUUUAGAUGGUUGGUUGAAACCCAACCAGCUUCGGUUCUCAUAAGUCACCCACUGUGAAUAAUUGUUUUCGCUAAAUAGAUUUAGUAACAUUUAGAUCGCAACGUGAACCUGUGUCCGUUGAUUUGGUUUACUUUAAAAGGCUAGUGUGCUUUAUUUUAGUGAUUACGGUGAUCUUUUUCUUCAUAGGACUGAAAUUCUGUUUAAAUCUUGUUCAUAGGUGGACAUUGAGCCGUUAGCUUUCUUUUGCCAAAGCAUUUUUUAGCCGACCAUUGUAGAAUUUGAACUGAAUUUGACUGAUUCACGACACUGGUGUAAAUCCACGUCUGGUGUUUUGUUUGCAUUAAAAGUAGUUAAAUGAUGAACAGA